Mesocricetus auratus (golden hamster) is the source of this 3294-nucleotide messenger RNA. Its product is annotated as spermatogenesis-associated protein 31E1-like. NCBI's taxonomy places the organism in Eukaryota, Metazoa, Chordata, Mammalia, Rodentia, Cricetidae. The coding region runs from base 1 to 3294 and encodes 1097 amino acids. The transcript has a single exon. The record is from RefSeq and is a predicted model, not a curated record.
AUGGAUCCCUUUAGUACUUCUACUUCAACCAAGCCAGGCCUUGACCAAACAAGCACACCUAUGUUAGGCCCUUCCUGGUAUCAGGUAGCUGCCAAGACCUGGUGCAACUCUAACUCAUCACAUGGUGAAUCCUUGCAAGACCAUCUUUCCCUCAUCUUCCAAGAGGCCUCCUUCUGGACAAGCCCGACAUCCAGGUCGAUAGAGGCUAGGGAGCCCUCUUUCAUCAACCCUAAUAUCCAAAAUAUGCUGGAACUUCAGAUUACAAAGAGGGUAGAGCUCAGAGGGAAAGGAAAAGAAAUAUCUGACCAUGCCUUGGGCCGCCAGGACAGAAUGCUGCAGUCCUGGAGCAGCAGGCAGGCCACCACCACCUCACACCCCUUCUGGAGCAGAGACUGCAAAUCAGAGCAGUUUUCCGGUUAUCAGCAGUUAUUCUGUCAGAAGGUCUCAGGCGACCAUUCACAGAUGAAAUACAGCCAGCUUUUCUGGGGCCUCCCCUUUCUCCACAGUGAGUCCCUUGUGGCCACUAUUAACAUGGCACGGUCCCUGCAAGAUGUCCCCUCCAUCUUCUUCAAUGUAUUCUCUACAUAUAUUCCAUUAGAAGCCCAAACUAACUUACCUCCACAGCUCUUCUCUCCAAAGCCCGUACUUCAUCACUCCAUCAAAUCCCAAACUUUUACUUCGAAGAUGUCCUCGACCGGAGCUCCACCAGUGGCCACAACCCAAAAUCAGGCCCGUGACUUAUACUCUCUACCAAAUCUGCCACACCAUUACCCUAUAAUUAAGGAUUAUGGGGUUUCUUCUGCUACAUCGUCAAGAAAUCAAUUCAUUGUCCCACUUGCUGUUCAGCACCUAGAGCUCCAUCUUUUGAAGAAGCACCGGGAAAGUAGGAGUGAAUUACCAUCCAUUGUCAAAAGGUCCCAGGAAUCAUGUAAUCUGCUGACUUCAGACACCUGGGUAUCCAAGGGCCAUGGGUCUGUUGACCAUCUUCCGGAGGAAUUCAUUAAGCCCAGCUUCCGUGAGCUGUUGGAACAGCAUUUAAAAAAGAGCUUCAUACAACACCAGGGGAAAUGGUCCUGCAAGGUCCAGAGACAGCUGGACCUAAUGAAGUGUCAGGAGAGUCUUCCAGGGAUGAGUCAGGCAGAAGUUCAUCAUGGGACCCCAUGUCCCUCGUCAUUGGCAGAUGAAGGCAGCCAGCAUCCACAGAAUGUCCCACCAAAGGAUCCAGAGACGUUCCAUCCAUGGCGGGAUCCAGGCAAGUGUUUGACAAACUUCCUGGGAAGAGCUGGGAAAGAUCUACACAGGAGGCCAGAAGGUCCCCUAGACAAAGUUCCUCAGGAAACCUCAGAGACUGAGGAGGAAACUUACCACAUGAGACCCCCAAGAAGAGAUGCACCGAGUGUUUCCCCAGUGGACAGAGGAAAGGAGCAGCUAGCAGGAAUCCUGAAAAACUACCAAAGUAGUAAAUGUAGACAUACCAAAGUCCGUGAAGUGCCCGUGGCCAUUUGUGAAGGAGUAAGUAUUGACCAUGCAUUGGCCCCUCCUGACAAUUCAAACACAAACAUGAGAUCUUGGGAGAAAUCACCCUUGAAUGAUGUGACCAUCUGCAAGAAUACUAACGGGCCUUCCUUCCUAGACGCCAGCACUCAGAAGGUGCUGGAAACACAUCUUACAAGACGCCUGGUGAAGCACAGAUGGAGCCUGUCCCUCAGAGGCCUCAAGACCAUACAUGUUUUCAAUGCAAACAAGGCUUCAGCUUUGCCGUCUGAUGUCUCCUUGUCCUCCUGGGACUCUAGAGAAGCUGGCACUGACAAAACAGCCAGUGACCUGGGAGAACCUUUUCAGAAAGCCCCAGAGGAGAAAGUGAUGAAAAUACCCAACACUGUGGAAUCACUUUCCACACAGAUCCCUCCUUCUGCCCUCCAGCUUGAAUUGCUGAGAAAGCCUCUACUUAGUGACAACAAAUCUGCCCAGGAGGGCAAUCUGACUUCUAUAUCCUCCCCUCAGAGUCUCGUGGGCAGAGCCUGGCACAGGGAUAGAGUUCAUGGACAUUGGACAGACAAGCCAGAGUCCACUCCAGGCCCAGUCAAGAGUGUGCAUGAGUCACAGGAGAGUGGGGAUGCGUCUUUUAGAGAAAUGUGUGAAGGAGUAUUAGUUCGGGAGAUCAGUGUGACAUCCCAGUCACCAAGUGGUGUGGAUAUCAGGCAUCUGGAAGAGGCAGAAGAGGAAGAGUCCUCUGACUGGGCACUAACCAGGAAAGUUGGGGAGAUGGCAAAGUCUCCAACCCACAGUGAAUCAUGGGAGGCCAGUGAAAGUCCAUCCCCUUCCACACCCAUUUCACAGGGUCCAGAAGACUCAGGCCUGAGCACACCUCACUGCCUGGCCCCUGGUGUUGUCCUCCAGGACUGUGCCACUGGAACAUUCCUUCAAGACUGUGCCCCAGAGGUUUUGCUUGCUGCAGAUAUCCUGGCCUCCCGGGCCUCCCGGGCCUCCCGGGCCUCCAAGUCUAGAUUCAAGACUCAGUCCCCUCCAAGUCCGUCAACCUCUCAGGACAGACACCGCUUCUUUCCAAGGGAAGAGAGUCUCACCAAGAUUACUGAACUCCAGGAACCAUGGACUACUCAUAUCUUUGGUCCUAAUAACAAAAAGGACAAUGGAAGUCCCCGGCAGGAUAUACAACAUUCAGGGACAAUACCUGUAAAAGGUUAUCUGUCAAAUAACCAUGAAAAAAAGUUUGGAGAAAAGAUAAAAAACUUCAUUGUUUCAAUUUUGAACCCCAAAGACAAAGGACAGGAGAACUUACCGCAAAAAGUCAAGGUCUUAUCUGGCACCACCCAAAAUCGAGGGUCAGGCCUGAGUAGGUUGUUCAUGCCCCACCAAGUCACGGAAGCUCAGGACCGCAUGACCUCUGCUGGGUGGACUCCAGAGCAGAAACCGGGGGUUCACCAUAGGUGUGCUCCCUCAAAGAAAAAUGCACAGCAAAACCCACCCGAAGCUCCAGUGAGCAGGCAUGUCUGCCGCCACAGGAUUCCUACUGCACAAUCAAAAACAGCACAAGGAAACACUGCCUGUGUUCAUCAAGCCAACCCCAAGGUUCACAGUCAACCUUCCACAAAUGGAAUGCCCUGUGCUAACAAGUGGGCCCAGGUGUCCACAGAACCUGUGUCCCGAGCCAGUUACUAUCAGCACAGGGCACAGGCGCCACUUGUCCCAGGGGCCCCCAUCCACUGUCCUAGGCAUUGCCGCUGUAGGAGUGUACUCUCUGGAAAUGUGAGUGCUUUUCCAUAUUGGAAGUAA